CAUUGAUUAAAGUUUUUCAUAGGCUAUGAAUAUGAAAAAGCUCUCGCGCUUCACACUCAAACAGACACAUCACGUGCAAUAAUAUUUUCCAAAAAUUUUGGAUUUUAAUAAAAUCAAGGCUUUAGUGAGAAGAUUAUGGAGAAGAAGGAUUGAAUUGGGACAAUUACCAUCUUUUGUCUUGAUACACAUCAUUCAUAGCAAUAUUCACAAACAUGGGAAGAAGAGCAAAGAACAAGCAGCCUCCUCCAGCACCAUUGUUGGAGAAAAGAGAAGCAAAGCCAAGUGCUUCUGCAGCUCUCAAAAAAGGCAAACGUAAAGCUGAUGAUGAUGAAAUUAAUACAAGCAUCGUUAAACCGGCUAGCAAGGCAAAGAAAGCAAAAGAAGAUAAGAAGGAACAAGAACGAAAUGCUCUCUUUGAUGAUGAAGAAGAGGACGGUGUGGAUGAAUUUGAUGUUGAGGCAGACGAUGAUGACGAGGAUGAUGGUUUCCCUGGUCUAGAUGGAGAUGAUGAUGACGAAGAUGAGGAAGACGAGGAUGAAGUAGAGCUCGAAGAAGAUGAAGAAGGAGAUGAGGAGGAAAUCGAUGAAGAUGAUUUGGACGGCGAAGAGGACGAAGAUGAAGAAGAUAUGAGCGAUGCAGGUGAUCUAGUUCUACCUACACUUGAUGAUGGCCAAGGCGAUGCUGGGCCAUCUACUUCAGCAGACUUACAAUCUAUCCAAAUGCGAAUUCAAGAAAUCGUAAACGUCUUAUCAAACUUCAAAAGAUACGCUACAGAGGACGGACCUAGUCGAAGCGAAUACACCGAACAACUACUUCGCGAUAUUUGCAAUUAUUAUGGCUACAACCGUUUCUUGGCAGAGAAAUUCUUCGAAUUGUUCUCCCCUACCGAAGCUCUUGCAUUCUUUGAAGCAAAUGAGACACCUCGUCCUGUCACCAUUCGUGCAAACACUUUGCGAACCCGAAGGAGAGAUUUAGCACAAGCAUUGAUCAACAGAGGUGUAAAUCUUGAACCUAUCCCUGGUAAAUGGACUAAAGUCGGUCUACAAGUAUUUGAAAGUGGUGUACCUAUUGGAGCAACACCAGAAUAUCUUUCUGGUCAUUAUAUGCUUCAAGCUGCUAGCAGUUUCUUACCCGUCAUUGCCCUCUCACCUCAACCUCAUGAACGUGUACUUGAUAUGGCAAGUGCACCUGGUGGAAAAAGUACAUAUCUAUCCGCAUUGAUGCAGAAUACGGGUGUUGUAUUUGCCAAUGAUAGCAAUAAAGCAAGAACAAAGAGUUUAACGGCAAAUAUUCAUCGAUUAGGAUGUACAAAUGUGGUCGUCUGCAACUACGAUGCACGUCAGUUCCCAAAAGUGAUCGGUGGCUUCGAUCGCGUGUUGCUUGAUUCACCUUGCAGUGGUUCUGGAGUGGUAAGCAAAGAUGCAAGCGUCAAGACGAACAAAUCCGACAGAGAUCUUCAACUUUUGACACAUUUGCAAAAGCAAUUGAUCUUGUGCGCAAUUGAUUCAAUCAAUCCAAGAUCAAAGACUGGCGGAUACUUGGUGUACAGUACUUGUUCCGUCUUGGUAGAGGAGAACGAACAAGUUGUUCAGUAUGCAUUGGAAAAGCGAAAGAAUGUCAAAAUCGUACCUUCAGGUAUCGAUUUCGGACGUGAAGGCUUUAAGCGUUUCCGUGGAAAAACAUUCGAUGACCGUAUGCAUUUGACCAAACGUAUUUUCCCGCAUGUUCAUAAUAUGGACGGUUUCUUCUUUUGCAAAUUGAAAGUUGAAGCUCCUUCCAGUGUCAAAACAAACGGAAAGGCUGAAAUUACAUCUGCUAUCGCAAAUGGUGAAAUUGAUGCUGAUACUUCAGCCCUUUCAGCCGCAGACGGAUUGGCAGAUGUUACUUUUGAUGCAGAAGAAGACGCAGAUCUCAUUGCUAAAUCACUCAAUCGAAAACAAGCAAAGAACAAGGCAAAGAAGCGUAACGGUACAUCAGCUUAAUCACGUAGUUCUUUUCAUUUAUCCUAUCUCACGCCGCAUCAUGUGUAUUUCAUUCUCACUUGUGUUCAAUGUUAUCAGACAGUAUCUUGUAGCCAUUUGACUCGUGUUU
This is a messenger RNA of Meira miltonrushii, 2091 nucleotides long. RefSeq names its product NOL1/NOP2/sun family putative RNA met. Bases 213 to 1982 code for a protein of 589 amino acids. The record is from RefSeq and is a predicted model, not a curated record. Gene Ontology annotation, molecular function: RNA binding; rRNA (cytosine-C5-)-methyltransferase activity. Gene Ontology annotation, cellular component: nucleolus. The transcript has 2 exons. NCBI's taxonomy places the organism in Eukaryota, Fungi, Basidiomycota, Exobasidiomycetes, Exobasidiales, Brachybasidiaceae. Gene Ontology annotation, biological process: rRNA base methylation; maturation of LSU-rRNA.